AUUAAUGGAUAACGCCUGAGUCUGUUGGGCUGCUAUUGAAUAACACCUACUGAGGACCACAUUUUGGAAAAAAAACACCAAGUAGCUGCUUAGGAUGAGUCUUCCUAAUAUAAGAAAUAUAUUUUCACCAAAAAUCGUGCAGGGAAUGUGGUCAAGUAAGUACAGUAAAAAGCUCAAUUUCGAGUUACCAGAGCGAUUCAAAGGAACGAUUGUUGAAAAAUGGGCAAACUAUUGGAAACAAUUGGUAAUUGACUAUAAAGAGAUGGUCAUUGAUACUUGCAAACACAUGUUUCAGCAUCCUUUGAAAACAUCAAUAUAUACCGGGGUCGGUGCGACUACGUAUUUUUUGUGUAAACACAAUCCUGACUUCGCGGACUUUGAAAAAUCAUUUCAAAACAGUAAGAACCUAUUGAUCCUUGUAGCUGAGCCUUGUCAAAACCCUGUAUCGGCUGACCACAUACGAAGCUUAGAGCGAUAUAUUAAUCAAAACGUUGUCCGAAGGUUAUCAUUAGGUGUUAUUUCUUUUAUAUGGAUCGAUAAUUACGAUAAAGACUGUUCCUUAUACAAGGCUACAUGUGAAUAUUUGAAACCACCAUAUAAGACAUUUAAAGAGAGAGUCAUUGAUGUUGGGUUCUUGGACAAAUAUUGGAUAUUGGACGAACAAAUGAAGGAUUAUGAUGUUAACUUUUGAAUGAAAGGAUUGUAAAUAUUUACUUUGUGUAAAAUAGAAUUCAAAAUUAGGUAUAUUAUAGUUAAAAUUAAUAUCUAUAAAAAAUAAAAAUAAAUCGAAAAAUGUAUUUGGCCUCCGAGUUUUUAUAGAUUUAUAACAGGAAAUGGCAGUGGAAAGAUUUUAUUCAGUUUUCUCCAUUCUAAAUCAAACUACUUACCAUAAUGGAUGACCGACUUGGACGUUUUCAAUAAAACAGAACACGAGUUAACUUCAAACAAAAUC
This is a messenger RNA of Culicoides brevitarsis, 952 nucleotides long. RefSeq names its product mitochondrial import inner membrane translocase subunit Tim29. The record is from RefSeq and is a predicted model, not a curated record. Lineage: Eukaryota; Metazoa; Arthropoda; Insecta; Diptera; Ceratopogonidae. Gene Ontology annotation, cellular component: TIM22 mitochondrial import inner membrane insertion complex. Bases 95 to 691 code for a protein of 198 amino acids. Gene Ontology annotation, biological process: protein insertion into mitochondrial inner membrane. The transcript has a single exon.